Messenger RNA from Podospora bellae-mahoneyi, 5336 nucleotides. It is a transcript of the gene PAN1, whose product is annotated as actin organization and endocytosis protein. NCBI's taxonomy places the organism in Eukaryota, Fungi, Ascomycota, Sordariomycetes, Sordariales, Podosporaceae. The transcript has 3 exons. The record is from RefSeq and is a predicted model, not a curated record. Gene Ontology annotation, cellular component: cytoplasm; plasma membrane; nucleus. Gene Ontology annotation, biological process: endosomal transport; actin cortical patch assembly; endocytosis. The coding region runs from base 713 to 5032 and encodes 1439 amino acids. Gene Ontology annotation, molecular function: protein binding; calcium ion binding.
AAUUGUUCAACAGCAAGACAAGAGUCGAUCCCGGUUCAGUGACAGAUGCGGGGCCGGAGUAAGCAGCUCAAAAAGCCAGGUUGACCCCCGCCCCCUCCACAAUUUCGGUGCUGCAGGUGUGAGGUGAGGGGUGCCUCAGGCUGGUCAGAGCGUUGAAAAGCCAAAAAUGCACCGAAAGUACGGAAUGAGAAAAUGUCUCCGCCGGCUUUCUUGUCGAUAACAGUUUGAACUCGAUAUGCGCAUACCGCAUUGGUGGAUAUGCAUCACCUCGGUAUUAUGUAUCUAUCAGAGCUAAUUACUUUGGUACGAUGAACUCAGCCACACUCAUGAUGGAGCUUGGUCGUUCGAGUGACUUUCGACGCGCGUGGCUUGCACAGUGCAAGGCUUUGGCUCUUCGUCAUCAUCCCAACUGGAACUUGUCAAGUGCCAAACCUCCAUUGGCAGCUCCGCUUGCUCAUUUCACAGAGCUAAUCUCAUUAAUUACUGCUUUUGAUUGAUUGAUCUUUCCUUGAUACAUAUCUGUCUCUCUCUCCCUCUUUGCAACAAUCGCAGCCAACUGGCGACGGCCUGUUGUUUUGCCCUGCGAUUACCGUGUUACCCCUUUUCCAUCUGUCGUAAUCCCGCAGUCUCAUCGUCAACCUUGUCGUCGUCGUCGUCUCCGUUCCCGUAGCCGCUCCCGAUCGAACCGACGCGGUCAUCGCUCGACGACAUCAUGUACUCGAAUCCCAACUCGUUCCUGGGCGGGAACAGCCAACGCCCAGGGCAACCGCAGUAUGGCAAUCAGUUUGGCGCAGGAGCUGGUCAACCACAACUGCAACAGCCAGGUCCAUUUGCUCCUCAACCGACUGGCUUCGGUCAACAGCCGGCCCUGCAGCAACAGUACACUGGAUAUCCAGGCCUGCAGGUCCCUCAACCUACUGGCCAACUUCAGCCUCAGUUUACAGGCUUUGGUCAAGUUCCCCAGCAAAAUGUUGGAGCAGCGGCACCCCCUAUGCCGGCUAUGCCUCAGCAGUUCCAGCAACAGUUUCAACAGCAACAGCAGCAGUUCCAGCAACAACCACAACAGACAUCGAGCCCCUUCGGCGCCGCCCCGAGCCAGCAGCCUCCUGCUUCGGCUUUGGCCCCCCCCGCUCCCCCCAUGAAGCCCCAGCCGACCGGUUUCCACGAGAUGGCUGCCUCCUUCCAGACUGCUGGAGGCUCGAAAUUGACAGCCAGUGCUCCGAGAAAGACCAACAAGAUUCCCAACAUCCGCCUCUCAUUCAUCACCGCACAAGACCAAGCCAAGUUUGAGACGCUGUUCAAGUCUGCUGUGGGGGAUGGACAGACCACCAUGACUGGCGAGAAGGCCAGGGAUCUUCUCUUGCGUUCAAGACUGGAUGGAGACUCCCUGUCUCAUAUUUGGACGUUGGCUGAUACCACGAGAUCGGGACAGUUGCAUUUCCCCGAAUUUGCUCUCGCCAUGUAUCUCUGCAAUCUCAAGCUUACCGGAAAGACUCUCCCCGAACACCUUCCUGAGAACAUCAAGAACGAGGUGUCAAGUAUGGUAGAUAUCAUCAACUUCAGCGUUGCGGAGGAGGCUGCCAAUGCCUCUGAUUCGGGAAUCAGGCAGAACACCGCCACUCCUCCUGUUAUCCAGCACCCUCAGCCGCAGCCAUCGAACUCUCAACUUCUCCAGGCGCAAAUGACGGGAUUUCCUAGUCAACAAACCGGAUUUUUGGGUGCUCAGCCAACGGGGAUGCCCCAGGCGACAGGUUAUACUGGUCCCCGGCCGCCCAUGCCUCCAAUGCCCACCGGUUUUGGUUCGUCAUUGACCCCGAACGCUGGUCCGGGCGGGAUGGUUGCACCUCUGAAUGCCCAGCCUACUGGUAUUCCUGGCCAGUGGGGUCUUGUGAAUACGCCAGCAACGGGUCUCCCUCUCAUUGACGCCCUCCAGGCUCGCAUGAUGCCCCAGCAAGGCCGUGAGCAGCAGACAUAUACCACCGCCGGUCUGCAAGGAAACGCGGUCAUUCCCUGGGCUAUCACCAAAGACGAGAAGACCAGAUACGAUAGUCUUUUCCGUGCCUGGGACGGCCUUCACAAGGGCUAUAUCUCUGGUGAUCAAGCGAUUGAAAUCUUGGGCCAGAGUGGUUUGGAGAAGCCCGAUCUCGAACGUGUGUGGACAUUGGCAGAUAAUGGAAACAAGGGCCGCCUCGAUAUGGAUGAAUUUGCUGUGGCAAUGCACUUGAUUUAUCGCAAACUGAACGGGUAUCCUGUUCCCAACCAGUUGCCUCCCGAGCUUGUUCCUCCAUCAACCAGGAACUUCAACCAGUCCAUUGGUAUGGUAAAGAACAUGCUUCACCAGGAAUCCGAGUAUCGCAAAAAUUCUGGCGCUGCCUUGCUGCCUCAGAAGACCGGUGUCAGUUACCUCAAAGGCCACUCCUUCAAGGGAGCCGGAGCUGGCUUUGGCAACCGCAAGGAUGCCACGGUCUUCAAGAACAACGACGAAGAGGUGGGCUAUCGUUCGAGCGCCCGACGUAGGGUUGGCAACAACUCGCCUCGUCCAGAGUCGCCAGCUUCCAUCAACUCUAGUGAGGAGCUCAGUAUUGAGCAGCUCCGCAAGAAAAUCAAGGAGAAGCAAGUCUUGCUCGAUGCUAUGGAUUUUGCUGACGAGAAGCAUGCGGAGGAGGAUGACAUUCUUGACAGGCGUGACCGCCGCGAAGCUGACGAGCUUUACAGGCGCAUCAGGAGAAUUCAGGAGGAUAUCGAUAACCACCCAGACGCUUCUCUCAUCAGCGCUGACUCAGAUGCUGAGAGGAGAGCAUUGAAGCGCCAGCUGCAAAACCUGACUGACAAGAUCCCAGAUCUGGCGUCCCAGGUUAGGAAAACUGAGAAGGCGAUUGCUGAUGCUAGGCUGGAACUGUUCCGUCUCAGGGAUGCCAAGGCUCACCCAUCCAGCGCUGCGACCAUCAUUGGCACUGGUCCGGGCGGUACCGUCACCGAAUCCGACAGGCUCAAGGCUCGGGCCAAGGCUAUGAUGCAGCAGCGCACUGCAGCCCUUACAGGAAAGAAGAUCGAAGUCAGCAACGACGAUCUGGACGCCCCCAAGCGACUCGAGGAGGAGAGCAUCAAGAUCCGAACCGAGAAGGAGAACAAUGAGCGGAUGGUCCGCGAUGUGGAAGACAGUGUUCGCGAGUUUGCCAAGGGCAUUGAGGACAAUAUGAAAGAGGGUGCUCAGGAUUCUACUACCGAGCAUGAGAAGCGUCGCUGGGAAGAUGGUCUGGGCGUGGAGGAUGAGGUCAGGGAUUUCAUCUACGACCUCCAGCGAUCUAGCCGUGCUGCUCGCAUCAGAUCACAGGACCGUCAGGGCGGGCGUCAACCUACCCAGGAACCCACCAGGGCUGAGGCACCACCAUCUGCUCGCUCUGUGAGCCCUGCAGUCUCUCGCACAUCGACUCCAAGUGUCCCAGCUGCAGGCGGUGGCUCGUACUCUUCCUACAAGACACCGGAGGAGCGGGCCGCUUUUAUCAAGCAGCAGGCCGAGCAGCGCAUGGCGGAGCGUCUCGCUGCCUUGGGCAUUAAGGCUCCCAUCAAGCCCGGCGAGACUGCGGCCCAGCGGAUGGAGCGUGAGCGGGCUGAGCGAGCCGCCAAGCUGCGACAGGCCGAGGAGGAAGAUGCCCGUCGCGAGGCUGAGAGACAAGCAAGAAUUGCUGAAGAAACUGGGGCCCCCGCGCCAGCCGCCCAAGCCGCUGUUCCAAAGCCAGAGGGCAAGAAGCCACCUCCGCCCCCUAGCCGAAAGACCCCCAAGGUUGACGACAGGCGGGCCGAGGAGGAGGCCGCAGCGAAGAAGGCGGAGGAGGGACGUCUUGAGCGCGAGCGUGGCGAGCAGGAGCGUCAGACUCGGGAACUUGAGGAACGCGCAAAGGAUCAGGAAGACGAGCUGGCCAAGGAGCGUGCCGAGGCCGAUGCCCGUUUGAAAGCACUUGAAGAGCAAGUCCGCCAAGGCAAGCUCAAGAAGGAAGAGGAGAAGCGCAAGAAAAAGGCAGCGAUGGCUGAGGCAAAGGAGCAAGAAGCCAAGCUUGCCCAGCGCCGUGCUGAGAUUGAAGCCGCCCGCAAGCGGGAAGAAGAGCUUCGCAAGCAGCUUGAGGCUCUGGAUGUCGAGGACAGCUCAUCUGACGAUGAAGGCCCUGAGCAGAUUACCCCUCAGGCCUCGACACCUACCUUGGGCGGCAGCCAAGUGGGCGGUAGCCAGGAGCUCGAGCCUGCCCCGCCUACCCCGGUGCCGGCUCCCGUGCAGUCUCCUCCCCAGAUUGUCACCUCUAGCCCCGCCGAGACGGAGAGCCGCAAUCCCUAUUUCAGAAUGAGAGCACAGGCCGCCGAGACAACUCCGGCGCCGCCAGCACCCCCAGCUCCUGUUGCUCCCCCGCCGCCUCCACAGCCAGAUGUUUCGACCAACCCCUUCCACCGCAUGACACAGGCGGCCGCGGCCCCUGCUCCAUCCGGCCCGGUCUCUAGGAAGCGUCCCGAAGAUGACGGAUGGGGAUCCGACAAGGAGGACGACGACGAGGAUUCGGAUGACGACAGACCGGGACAGGGCGCUGCUCACCUCGCCUCGAUCUUGUUCGGCACCAUGGCGCCCCCUCGGCCGCUGUCGGCUACGGGCGACAAGUCUGCCGCUGCGUCUCCUCCGGUGAUCUCACCUGUUGCUUCGCCUCCUCCGGCUAUCCCUAGCCCUACUGCUGCGGGAGCCCCCCCGGCACCACCCCCGCCUCCGCCCAUGCCCGGGAUGGGUGCGCCGCCUCCGCCGCCACCUCCUCCCCCGAUGCCCGGGUCUGGGGCACCGACUUCUCCUCCUCCGCCUCCACCUCCCGCUCCAGGUGGCGCGCCUCCCCCUCCCCCUCCUCCUCCGCCGCCGGGAGGAGCGCCUGCGCCUGCUGCUCCUGCGGGUGGUAGGCCGGCGGCGUUCUUGGGGGAGAUUCAAGCUGGAAGGGCUCUCAGGAAGACGCAGACCAAGGACAAGAGCGGGGCUGCUGUUGCGGGACGGGUGCUGGAUUAAUGAUGGGGGUUUCUUACAAGGGCUGUUACACCCGAGGUUUUUUUGCUUGCGGCGGCUGGAGGGAAAAUGGUUUCUGGGGGUAUAGGGGGGAGGUUGGGGUUACUGUUGUGGCGAGUACCUAAUAUCGGGAUUUGUGCAUGUGUCUGUGGAUGGUUGUGCGGCUACCACUCGGCCGGCAUGUUGUGCGAGGGUGGUGGUCCAGCCAUCAUUUUGUUGUUUCUGAGGGGAGUACAACAUGAUGGGGUGUGGGGAUGGGGGUGAAAGUGGGAAGGGUGGCGUGUAGUGAAGCUCUGGUAUGGUAGGG